This is a messenger RNA of Clarias gariepinus (North African catfish), 3072 nucleotides long. RefSeq names its product transmembrane protein 168a (gene tmem168a). The transcript has 5 exons. The record is from RefSeq and is a predicted model, not a curated record. The coding region runs from base 213 to 2252 and encodes 679 amino acids. NCBI's taxonomy places the organism in Eukaryota, Metazoa, Chordata, Actinopteri, Siluriformes, Clariidae.
UAAUGAGUUGAUGUGGCAGUCAGGAGGAGUUUGUUAGGCUAAUUUUAUUUUCAGCUUCGCCAUAAAACAAGUAAUAGGUAGUGAGACGUAUAAAGCUACCCGUGAUAACACAUAACAGAGUAAUGAUGAGGUUUUUACCAGAAAUUAAAGUGGAAUGCUUCUGCAAACUACUGUCUUUAAAACAAGUGGAAAAGGAGUAAAAUAAAGGCACAAUGUCCACUGAGGAGUCAGGCAACGAGGUGGACAUUUGGUCCUCCAUCCGCUGCCUGGGCUACCUGUCCAGCGUCAACCUCCUGGUGGCUGUGUGUCUGGGCAUGUACGUACGCUGGGAGCACACCUCCGAACCAACAAUCCUGGUCAUCUUCAUUCUAGGUCUGUUUGUCUUGGGCCUCUCCAGCAUCCUCUAUUAUUACUUCUCAAUGGAGUGGGCCAGCCUGAGCCUGUUCCACCUUUGGUUCGGCUUUCUGCAAGGCCUCCUGUGCUUUUUAAACAGCUCUUCUCUGCAGAACGAUGUGAAAGAGCAAGUGACGAACUACCUGCUACUGGCCAGUGUGGCUAUGCGCUCUCUGUGGGCGCUAACAGACCGCCUGUGUGGCAGCACCAACUACCGGAGAGUCGUACUCAAGUCAGCUGAGGCACUCGAGCUCUUGGGUUUUGCCAUAGCCAGCACCACUAUGGUCCUCUACAAGUCGGCUGCUAUCGUCGCCCUUCUGGUUGCUUUAGGCACCAUUAUUGUUGACCUGCGCAUGAAGUCUAUCUUGGCUCUUCCCAAUCUCAUCUGCUUCUCUGUGGUCAUCUCUGUCACCUUUUUCCAGGCUCUAAAUGUUCAGGCUAAUCCUUUUGCACUAGGCUGUUACCUGGGACGGCUCAUAUGUGAACCCCUGCUAGACGUAUACUUCAGCAGCCUUUCGGUGACCGAGCGCUGGAUGCCCUUUUUGUCAGCAGGCAGACUGUGGCGAAGGCUCUCUCUGUUCCCAUUGAGCAUUGUGGAAGCGAUGUUCUUCGUGCUUUGUGCCCUGAAACUGGGACACCUGGAGUUCUGGUACCUCGUUAUCCCUGGAUUUUGUGUGUUUGGUCUUUUCUGGGUGCUUUGCCACAUGGUGUUCCUGGUCACACUUUGGGGCUUCCACACAAAGCUGAGCGAGUCCCAGAAGGUUCACGCUGCCCAGCGCUCCGACACACGCAGUCUAGACAGAAUCAUGGCCUCCAGGGGGGUGCGCCAUUUCUGCCUCAUCUCUGAACGCCUGCUGUUUUUCUGUCUGCUCUCGACUGUCAUCCUGGGCGCGGUGUCGUGGCAGCUCUCUAAUGCUCUGUUCAUGAGCAUGUUCCUGGUUGUGCUCUCACUGGAGUCUCUUGCGCAUGGGCUCUUCCAUGAGCUGGGCAACUGUCUAGGAGGGACCUGUGUGGGCUACGCAGUGGUUAUUCCAACCAGCUACUGCAGUGCGGAUGGUCAGCCGGUAGUUCUUCCUCCAGAGCAGAACCUGCGCUCCACUUCAACGCUCAAUGCUGUCCAGCGCCUUUUUUCUCACCACCUAAUCCAGACAUUUGGCUGUGACUACUCUACCAGUGGACUGAGCCUUGAAACACUCCAGGCCAAACUGCGUUCCUUCCUGGAGCUGCGCACUGCCGAUGGGCCCCGGCACGACAACUACCUCAUCUACUACAGCGGGCACACUUUGCCCACAGGAGAUUGGGCUCUUACAGGUGGGGAAUGCCUGCGCCUGGGGCAGAUUCUUGAUUGGUGGAAAGAGCGUAACAUUGGCUUCUCCUCCCGCCUGAUCCUGGUGCUGGAUACAGAGAACUCUGGGCCAUGGGUAAAGGCAGUACGGCGGGUGGAAGGGCUCUACGUGGCUGUGCAGGGAGCUGAAAUGAAUUCAGCGGGGGAUGCCGAGAGCCAAGACGCCCCUCGUCUGGGAGACUUCACCUCAGAGUGGGUGGAGUACAACUGUGAACCGGAGAGUGGUGUGCAGUGGGCGGAUCGAGGCCGUCUUCUCACAGCCGUAUAUGGCGUGUCCAAACGUUGGAGUGACUAUAGACUCCACUUGCCGACUGGAAGUGACGUGGAAAAGCACUGGAAAACCCAUUUCCCCCGUGUCACUUACCCACUCGUGUCGGUGGCUAACUGGUGUUGUGGGCUAAAUCUGUUGUUUCUGUGUGGUGCCUGCCUUCGCUGCUUCAGGAGGCUCAAAAUGGGCUGGUUUCCUCCUGCUGUCCUCGACACAGGCCAGGGAAUCAAACUUGUUCGGUCAUAGACCUGAAAUACAAUUGCUGAAACAUAUUGACAUGAGACGUGCCUUUUCUUUUGUUUGGUGAAAAGACUAUGUUGUUGGUUUCAUGCGCAACCGUGGACACGUUUUGCAGCACAUGAUCUAAUUUUAGUGCCUGCCUGCCCUUUCCCCUUGCAGUACCUUUUCCUGGUCCCAAGGAUACACUAAUACUAAAAUUCUGACCCAAUACUGGUAACUGACGUAUUUCCUUUUAACCAGAAAACUAAUUCUAAUGAAACAAGCUAAUUCUAAGGUGGUAAGUGCUGAUUAAUAAUUAUUUAUACACAUGGUUAUAAAUCUAUCCACUAAUUUGGUAUGAAACAAUUUCCUAUGUUCAUACUGAAUAUAAUCAAAUAUAUAUAAAAAAAAAAUUAAGUUCGGAGUUAUUAUUUUAGGCCGUUAUCAUAAUUUCUCUAAGAAUGCCAAAUUGUGUUUUCUCAAGCUAGCUUUUUAAGUGCCUUUGAAUUUAUGCUUCCAUGCGAACAGGUUACAAGGUGGUUAUUUAAGUUUAAAGUGCCUCUUUAAAUGAGCCAUUAUUAGGAAACCUAAGGAAAUGUAUUUUUAAUUCAUGAAGCCCAUUUUGCCUCUCUGGUAACACAUCACAGCGAAACAGGAAUUGAUGGAUGUGAUUGGUGUCUGUCAUGUAGUGUCUGUUCCACUCUGCAUUAAAUGAUCUUUGGUGUUGGUUUGGUGUUGGCUCUCACUCUGAACCAGUGGGUUUUUCACUUACACCAUGCUUUGUACAGGUUUUGGUCUAUCAUUUAUUGUAUUCUUAUAUGACAUGAAUAAAUGUUUUAUGUAAAAA